Messenger RNA from Phialemonium atrogriseum, 1939 nucleotides. Its product is annotated as CoA-transferase family III. Lineage: Eukaryota; Fungi; Ascomycota; Sordariomycetes; Cephalothecales; Cephalothecaceae. The record is from RefSeq and is a predicted model, not a curated record. Bases 418 to 1770 code for a protein of 450 amino acids. Gene Ontology annotation, molecular function: catalytic activity. The transcript has 5 exons.
UGGAUGCAGUACCUUUUGUUCUUUUCUGCGCUUGAAACAUUGGUUUGUCGGCCUUUGACUUUUUGCAUCAAUUCUUAAUUAUUAUCCUUUAAGCCCUUGAGAUAGAGCGGCGUGCAUGUUCAAGCAAAGUAGCAUUGAGGCCUUUGCCCUUGUGACAAUUUUCAGAGCCCAAGGAUAGGUAAAUACUUUUAGCUUCAGUUACCUGUACAUGCGCCAGCAACAACAUAUUUCGGUGCUCGAAAUGUCAAAUCCUUGCUGUACAGACAGGGGCCUUGGUGGGCUUUGAUGGUGCUCUGGUGGGGUUGGUUGACCCCGCGAAUGACGCUCCUACCAGCAUUUCCUGGUGGUCGCUGCUAGUUGCAACUAGGAAUUGUUUCCUUUCUUCUCAUUAUCAGCCGGGGAGGGUAUUUUCACACAAUGGACAAAAUUCUAAGUAGGGCUACUGGUAACUCGUUGCGAGUAUGUCAGAGCCAUCUGCGGCAUCUCCAGCUGGGAAGCCACUGCCGCGGGGGUAGAAGAUGGGCGGGCAGUGCCUCGGUUGAUUCGUCGUUGCCUCUGGAUGGCUACCGAGUCCUUGACAUGACCCGAGUUCUUGCUGGGCCUUACUGCACUCAGAUACUCGGUGAUCUUGGUGCCGAGGUCAUCAAGAUAGAACAUCCGAUCCGGGGUGAUGACACCAGGGCCUGGGGCCCUCCGUAUGCCCAAUACAAGCCAGGCUCGGACCACACUGGCCCUGGGGAGUCAGCCUACUUUCUUGGGGUGAAUCGGAACAAGAAAUCUCUAGCCCUCUCCUUUCAGGACCCAGCCGGAGUUGAGAUAUUGCACCAGCUCGCAGCAAACAGCGAUAUUUUCGUGGAGAACUAUAUCCCGGGAUCCUUGAAGAAGUAUGGCCUGGACUUCGAGACGCUCCACAAGAUCAACCCUCGCCUCAUCUACGCCUCGAUCACCGGCUAUGGCCAGACUGGCCCCUACUCGCAGCGUGCCGGCUACGACGUCAUGGUCGAGGCUGAGUUUGGGCUGAUGCAUAUCACUGGGAGCCGGGAUGGACCUCCUGUCAAGGUUGGAGUCGCCGUGACAGAUCUUACGACAGGCCUCUACACCAGCAACAGCAUCAUGGCUGCACUCCUGGCAAGGGCGAAGACGGGCAGGGGUCAACACAUUGACGCCUCGUUGAGCGACUGCCAGACUGCGACGCUGGCUAACAUAGCCAGCAGCUGUCUGAUCAGCGGAGAGAAGGACACCGGGCGGUGGGGCACGGCACAUCCCUCAAUCGUCCCAUACAAGUCAUUUGAGACCAAGGACGGCGACAUCCUGCUAGGGGGCGGCAAUGAUCGCCUCUUCGGCAUACUCUGUGAUGGCUUGGGCCGUCCGGAGUGGAAGGAGAACCCAAAGUUCAAGAUCAACGCCCAGCGUGUGGCGAACCGGGACAAGCUGGAGGCCGAGAUCGAAAAAGUCACAAAAACCAAGACGACACAGGAGUGGCUGGACGUGUUCGAGGGGAGAGGCAUGCCAUAUGCGGCGGUCAACGACGUACUGGCGACACUCACCCAUGAGCACACAAAGGCAAGAAACAUGGUAGUAGAAGUCGAACAUGACCAGUGCGGGCCUAUGAAGCUGGUCAAUUCUCCAGUAAAAUACUCGGAGGCAAAGCCGCGGGUGCGCAGUCCUCCUCCCACCUUGGGUCAGCAUACAGAUGAGGUGUUACGGGAGCAUCUUGGAAUGGAUGAGGGUCGCAUACGGGAACUCAAGGAUAGAGGGGUGGUAAGAUAGGUAGCUGGGCAGCACAUAGCCGACCAGAAUCGAGGUAGGCAGGAUGGAACCUAGAUCAAAUAGAAGAACCUACGCAAGAUACCUAUCUAGGGAGUUGGGUAGGAAGGUAGAUGAUCAAAAUUCUUUGAUAAUGGGAAAAACACGUGACAAGCACGUGAUUGUCAGUGGC